GUAAUUAUAGGCGUAUUUAUUGUAGCAAGUGAAAGAAAAGCGAUAAAACAUUAAAUAGUGGUUAAAAGGUGGAGAGAGAGAUCACAUGGCGUCGUUGCCGCUGGGACCUGAGCAACAUCACCAUAAUCCACCACCCGACCAUCACUAUCAUCAUAAUAAUGUUAUUGACCAAGCUCCUCCUCAUCCUCCCGCCGCCGUGAAGCUUUCCGCCGCCCUCAACCGUAAUAUGGACACCGACAAGGUACACCUGCCCCCAUUUUCCCCCCAAACCCUAGCUACCUCUCUUUUCCAGCUCGAUCUAGCUCACUACCUUCACUUCCUUCUCGAUCUUCUCUUCUUAAUCGAUCGGACCAAGUGUUUCCGCCGCGAUCUGACACUUUGCGCUCUUUUGCUUGUUUUGUUACUUUUAUUUUUGUGCAUCGUUUUAGAAAGCAAAAAAAAAAAAAUGUCGAAAUUGUCCUCUUUGGCUUUGUAGUUGGUUUCUGUGGUCUCAUUGUACUCAAUUUUUGACGAAAAACAACUUCUGAAGCUUUAGUUGCUUCGUUCAACUUUAAUUGCUUUUCUUUGACUGCGGAUGAAGUCUUCAUUUUGUGAGGAAAUGGCAGGGCCGCUGGUGGAGGGGAAUGAUCCACUCACCGGUCACAUCAUUUCUACUACUAUUGGAGGAAAAAAUGGCGAGCCCAAACGGACAAUUAGUUACAUGGCAGAGCGUGUUGUGGGUACAGGAUCUUUUGGAAUAGUUUUUCAGGCAAAAUGCUUGGAAACUGGAGAAACAGUGGCCAUAAAAAAGGUCCUUCAGGAUAAGCGGUAUAAAAAUCGUGAGCUGCAGUUAAUGCGGUUGAUGGAUCAUGCAAACGUGAUUUCUCUUAAGCACUGUUUCUUUUCUACGACAACCAGAGAUGAGCUUUUCCUUAAUUUGGUCAUGGAUUAUGUCCCUGAAACUAUGUACAAGGUCCUAAAGCAUUACACCAAUUCUAAUCAAAGGAUGCCACUGAUUUAUGUCAAACUCUAUACCUAUCAGUUAUUCAGAGGGUUAGGAUAUAUGCAUUCAGUUGCCGGGGUUUCCCACAGGGAUAUAAAGCCUCAAAACAUAUUGGUUGAUCCACUAACUCACCAGGUCAAGAUUUGUGAUUUUGGAAGUGCUAAAGUUCUUGUGAAGGGCGAAGCCAAUAUAUCCUACAUUUGUUCUCGUUAUUAUCGUGCUCCAGAACUUAUAUUCGGUGCAACUGAAUAUACGUCAUCAAUUGAUAUCUGGUCAGCUGGUUGUGUCCUUGCUGAGCUACUUUUGGGCCAGCCUCUCUUUCCAGGAGAAAAUGCAGUCGAUCAACUUGUAGAGAUUAUCAAGGUUCUUGGUACUCCAACCCGAGAAGAAAUCCGAUGCAUGAAUCCAAAUUACACCGAUUUCAGGUUUCCCCAGAUCAAGGCCCAUCCUUGGCACAAGGUUUUCCAUAAACGGAUGCCUCCUGAGGCCAUUGAUCUUGCUUCUAGGCUACUACAGUACUCGCCUAAUCUUCGCUGCACAGCACUAGAAGCAUGUGCCCAUCCUUUCUUUGAUGAGCUUCGGGAGCCCAAUGCCCGCCUCCCAAAUGGUCGCUCUUUCCCCCCUCUUUUUAACUUUAAGCAGGAAUUGAACGGAGCUUCACCUGAGUUGAUGAACAAGUUGAUACCAGAGCAUAUCAGGCGGCAAGCUGGUCUGAAUUUUCCCGUUCCUCAUCCUGCUGGGACGUGAUCCAAAUCAAAUCAGACGGUAUGUUUGUUUAUUUGAUGGAUAAGUAGCUAAAAGGUCUGUUGGCGACGUUGUCAGGCGUCGUCCCAAGUUGGUGGUUUUUGAGGUCUCCCAGUGAUAUACUGAAUAUAUUAUGCACAUAUUGGCUACUUCUUCUGUACAUCCAUUUUGGUUUAAACUCAAGAUUAUGAUAUGUAGGGAGCAGGUAUGAUUGUGUUGGUAUUAUUAGUGUCGAUCCCAGGCAUAGUAACUGUAUUUCUCUCUGUUUUCACAUCCUUUUCUUUUUUCCUUUUACAACCUGUAACUGUCAAAUACUUAAAAGCCUUAUUUUGGAGUUAUUGUUUUCCUCUACA
This is a messenger RNA of Salvia miltiorrhiza (redroot sage), 2079 nucleotides long. Its product is annotated as shaggy-related protein kinase zeta. The record is from RefSeq and is a predicted model, not a curated record. Gene Ontology annotation, molecular function: ATP binding; protein serine/threonine kinase activity. The transcript is spliced from 13 exons. Gene Ontology annotation, biological process: signal transduction; protein phosphorylation. The coding region runs from base 575 to 1729 and encodes 384 amino acids. Lineage: Eukaryota; Viridiplantae; Streptophyta; Magnoliopsida; Lamiales; Lamiaceae. Gene Ontology annotation, cellular component: cytoplasm.